AUGAGUAAACCGAUAGGAGCAAAGAAAGUAAAAUCGGCCUUAACGAAGCCGAAAGCUGUUUUUACAUUUGCAUUGAGCGAGGAACGUAAGAAGCGGAUCGCCGCCCGGACUCGCCAACUGAACAUACCUGUACCGAUUGAUUUGGAGUUGUUGAUCGAGGAGAGAAUCAAACAUCUGAAGGAUAACAGUUUCGUGUUCCUGACUUACGCGUACUCCAAAAACAGUGAACACUUUACACCGUAUAGUUUUCUGGAGGUACCCUUUAGCAAGGCGGACAAGCAUGAAUAUUUCACCGUUAGCCGCCACGGAGUCACGUUCUGGAGUGAUGCGGAAAAUCAUUUUACCGAGCUCGACGGCUGGCUAUCGGACUAUCGCAAGUACCGUAAGCUUACGGAGUUGGGUUUUUUCAAGCAUUAUCGACGCGCGAAAGCAUUUCGUCUCUGGCUGCGCAACAUCCAGUGGUACAAGUAUGAGAACGCACGCCAAAAGAUUGCUGCCAGCGCUUUCGUGGUGCUACCGCGUUUGGCCAGGGCACUGUUAACGAUGCAGGACGAGUUUGUGCAGCUUGUUGGGUUCCGGUUUUUCGACGUGUCCGUUUCGGAAAAUUGGCAUCUGCCUUACUUUAUCGAAACGCAGAUGACCACCUUUGAGCAGGUGCGAGAUCUACUGCAACAGCUGAGGGAAAAGAUGCGUACGGUGCUGUUUGAUGCAUGCUGCAAUACACUCGUCGAUCGAGGCUUUUCGCCCCAAGACGAGGCGAUAAAUGUCACCAAUAAGAAGAAAUUGAAGGACAUGAUGAGCUUCACCGAGCGUGCGAAUAAGCGGAAGCUGUGCGCUUUAUUGGCCCGCUUUCUUGCAUGUGCGGAUCAGAUGAUGAUCACGUUGUUGCAUCAAAUAUUGCGUGAGUCGUUUAAAAAUUUGGCUAACGUGUUUUUGAGCUUUAUGGAAGGUGGACCAUUGAAUGAAGACACGCGAUGUUUAAAACCACCAUUUAUGAACGUGGAACUGGUACUGAAACCGACGCACAUCGAUCUCGAUCCUUCGCGCGAUGUAGCCAAACGAAUGCUGGAGGACUUGAGCAAUCUGGUCAUGCGAACGGUUUACAAAAUAGAUCGCUUUCAAAGUGACACGUAUUUCGACAUCUACACCGAACCAACCAUUAUGGGAAGAAAAGAAGACAGACUGUGUGGAAAUCCACCCAGCCUUGAUUUCAUCAUUAGAAACGAUAUGCAACUCUCGGAUGAUGUGAAAACCAUAUUCGAUGGUAUUGCCGAGGCGUACAACAAUGUCGACCGGUACGUCGUGCAGUUCGAUCGAAUUCGCUUAUCCUACCAAGAAAAUCUUGCUGUCGAUCAUAACGUCAUCAAGGGUGAAACGAAUCUGGAAGUUCUUAAGAUGUACUGCGAACGGUUUAGCAAUCAGAUGACGGAGCUUGAAAAGAUCCAAGAGUCGCAUCCGUUGGGUCUACUGCAGGUGAAGCAGGUUGCGUUCCGGGAAGAGAUUACACCCAUCUGCCAGCAGCUGCUAGCGGUACUGGACGAAACCAUUCCACGGUUGGCAAUGGAGAAAAUCAACUACGUCGAGCAGAAGGGGGAAGAGUUGCAGACAAAGCUGCUGAUUGUGCCGGAAGAAACGAAUCACUACAUUUACUACUUUAAUCAUUUGGAAGUUUGCCACGAGCAUGUAGCGAGCCUGCAAAAAGAGCUAAACUAUGCGUAUGAAGCGUUGAAAAUUAUGAAAAACUAUCAUGUCACCUUUUCCGACGAAGACAAAGACAAAUAUCUGGACAUGGAAGAAUUUCUGAGCGAAAUAAGCAUUACACUGGAAAGUAAACGGGCACAAAAGCAGGAUCUGAUCAAUAAAUUUGAUCUCUGUCUGCAAGCGGAUAUUACAAAAAUAUUCUCCGAAGUCGAAGACAUCCACGAAGAAGUGCUAAAGGAAUGGUUACUCGAUUUGGGAUCCGAUCCGGCCCAGGUUCGCGACUGCUUGAUUGAUUUGUCCGAGCGUUUGACCAUGUGCCAGCGAAAGGCACAGGAGUAUAAAAAAUAUCAGAAGGAAUUUCGCCUCGAGGUGACCCGGUUCGAGAAGCUGGAUCAGGUCAUUAAUGAGGUUAAGUUGCGCCAGAUCCUGUGGGACAGUGUGCAGCAGUGGAAAGAAUCGGUAGAAAUAUGGAACGAAAUACACUUUCACGAGCUGAGCAUGGACGAGGUGGAAGCGCUCAACACCAAGAUCCUGAAAAACUGUGCCAUGCUCGACAAGAAUCUGCCAAAAAAUGAUAUUAUUCCAAAGCUAAAAGCGGAAGCGGAAGAAUUUAAGGACAAGAUACCUGUGCUUGGCUUUUUGCGCAAUCCGGCACUGAAGACCCGGCACUGGAUCAAGAUCGAGCAGAUACUGAACCGGCAUCUCGCGGAGGAAACCGAAAUCUAUCUGCAUACGUUUGAGGAUGCGAACGCAUUCGAGGAGGACAUAGCGGCCGAGCUGAUGGAAGUAUCGAACAUGGCCAGUGCCGAAGCUGGGCUAGAAACGUUGCUUAACAAGGUGGAAAAUGCAUGGAAAGAGCUGGAACUGACCGUGAUCAGCCAUCGAGAUCAUCGGGAUGUGUUCGUGCUGGCGAGUAUUGACGAAAUUCAAACCGUGCUGGAUGAGUCCAGCAUUAACGUGAGUACGGUGGCCGCUUCGAGACAUGUGGGUCCCAUCAAGCCGAAGGUAGACGAUUGGGUAGCCCAGCUGGAUCUUUUUUCGCGCACACUCGACGAAUGGAUGCUGUGCCAGCAGUCGUGGAUUUAUCUGGAGGCAAUAUUUUCUGCCCCCGACAUCCAGCGCCAGCUACCGCACGAAACACAAAUGUUCCUGCAGGUGGACAAGGCAUGGAAAGAUCUGAUGCGCCGCACACAGAAAGCUCCACUUGCCUUGGGUGCAAUGACGGCGGAAGGUGUGCUGGAGCAGCUACAAAUUAAUAACGGUUUGCUGGAAAAGGUUACCCGCUGUUUGGAGGCAUACCUGGAGGUGAAGCGUAUGGCGUUUCCAAGAUUUUACUUUUUGUCCAAUGAUGAGUUGCUGGAAAUAUUGGCCCAGACGAAGAACCCGUACGCCGUGCAGCCUCACCUUUCCAAGUGCUUUGAUGCGAUUGCAAAGAUUGAGUUUGGCAAGAAAAAAACCGAAACUGGAGAAUCGGUAAUGACGAACGACAUUAUCGCCAUGAUCUCGCCGGAAGGUGAACGUCUCACGUUCGGUGUCGGUCUGAAAGCACGUGGCGCGGUUGAAGAUUGGCUGUCGAAGGUGGAAGAAGCUAUGUUUUUGGCAGUAAAGCGAUACAUGCGUCAUGGUAUUCGCGUUUAUGGGUUGAAGGAUCGUUCCUAUUGGAUGCAGGAGCACCCGAAUCAGGUUGUGCUAACCAUUUCUCAGCAACAGUGGGCCGCAGACGUGCACAACAUUCUUGACGGAGAUAGUGGCAACGUAGAUAAAGGAAUGGAAGAAUUUCAUGGGCAGUUGACGAAAAACUUAACCGUUCUUGCUGCGAUCGCACGUACCAAAAUUUCCAAACUCGUACGAAAGGUGCUGUGUGCGCUGAUCACGAUCGACGUGCAUGCGCGCGACAUGAUCGCAGGAAUGAUCGCGAAAAGGGUCCAAAAAGCCACGGAUUUCGAAUGGUUAAAAAUGCUACGCUACUACUGGAUGUCAGAAACAGAGCUGGUGGAAACAAAGAUGGCAUCAGCAAAUCUGCCCUAUUUCUACGAAUAUCUCGGUGCGGGAGGAGUGCUGGUAAUUACACCGCUUACCGAUCGGUGCUACCUUUGCUUGAUGGGUGCACUGCAAAUGGAUCUCGGUGGUGCACCAGCAGGACCUGCCGGCACGGGAAAAACGGAAACAACCAAAGAUCUAGCGAAGGCACUUGCCAUCCAGUGUGUGGUGUUUAAUUGUUCCGAUGGGUUGGAUUACAAAAUGAUGGGUCGAUUCUUUACCGGGCUGGCCCAAUCAGGCGCCUGGUGCUGUUUCGAUGAGUUCAAUCGAAUCGACAUUGAGGUACUGUCAGUCAUUGCACAGCAGUUGAUUACUAUACGCAAUGCAAAGGCUUCCAAAAUGAAGCGUUUCCUCUUUGAAGGACGUGAAAUACGACUGAAACCUUCGUGUGCCGCUUUUAUCACAAUGAAUCCGGGGUACGCGGGAAGAACGGAGCUGCCCGACAAUUUAAAGGCUUUGUUUCGACCGAUAUCGAUGAUGGUGCCGGAUUAUGCCCUCAUCGCCGAGGUGAUCCUGUACUCGGAAGGGUUCGAGGGAUCGAAGAUACUGGCCAAGAAAAUGGUGCAAAUGUACAAACUGUGCAGCGAGCAGCUUAGUCAGCAGGAUCAUUACGAUUUUGGUAUGCGCGCGGUAAAGAGUGUCCUCGUGAUGGCAGGUGCAUUGAAGCGUGCUUCACCCGAUCAGCGGGAAGAUGUGACUCUUAUUUCUGCGUUGCGUGACUCCAAUUUACCAAAGUUUCUAGCUAACGAUGCAGUUCUUUUUAAUGGCAUACUUAGUGAUCUGUUUCCGGGCGUAGAUUUGCCCGAACCAGAACGGGGAGAAUUACAGCAAGCAAUCGAGCAGUGUAUGAUUGAUCGCAAUCUUCAGCCAGUUCCGGAGUUGGUGUUGAAAACGCUCCAGCUCUACGAAACGAUGGUGGUUCGCUGGGGUGUCAUGUUGGUUGGUCCUACUGGUAGUGGUAAAACGACAGUACUUCACAUACUGGCCAAUGCAUUCGAAAAGCUGCACGCCGAAGAAAUUCCAGGCCCACUUUAUCGUCCAGUGCGCAUACAAACACUUAAUCCUAAAGCGAUUUCAAUGGAUGAACUGUAUGGCUUUGUAAAUUUAGCUACAAUGGAAUGGCGCGAUGGAUUACUUGGCUUAGCUAUAAGAUCUGCUGUGACCGUAACUGACGAAAUUCACCAAUGGGUUGUCUGUGAUGGGCCAGUCGAUGCGGUUUGGAUCGAGAAUCUUAACACGGUGCUGGACGACAACAAAAUGCUGUGUUUGGCCAACUCGGAACGCAUCAAACUAACGAGCUGGGUGCACAUGGUGUUCGAGGUCCAGGAUCUAGCGCAAGCCUCACCAGCCACCGUUUCCCGGUGCGGUAUGGUGUACAUGGAUCCGGUACACCUCGGAUGGACAUCGAUAGUGAAAUCGUGGCUCAAUUCAGUCCAACAUCUUCAUCUUGACGGUGAUUUGAAAUCACACGUACUGUCGUUGUACGAGCGACACUAUGAAAACGUUACGAAAUUUCUACAUCGCAAUUGCAAAUGGAGCAUUCAUCAGGUGAACAUCAGUAAGCUGACGAUGAUGACCAAGCUGCUAUAUUUGCUGCUGCAGGAAACGCAAGGAUUGCAUCUGAUGGAGCGCGGAGAAGCGAAGAAUUACAUUUUUAAAAUGUUCACCUGGAGUAUGCUCUGGUCUUUUGGUGGAAAUUUGCUUGAUGAUUCAAAGGCACAGUUCGAGCAGUACUAUCGGACACUACAGCACGAAGAAGAAGUAGGACUUUUGCCGAAGGAUACGCUAUGGGAUUUUCGCAUAAACACGAAAACUCGCACCUGGGAAAGCUGGAACGCAAUCCAUCCCAAGUUUGUCUAUAAUCCAUCGGUGCCCUAUUUCGAUCUGCUAGUUCCAACGCUCGACACAACUAAAUAUGGUUUUGUGGCGGAAAUGCUACUCCAUCACCAGUAUCCGGUAAUGUUCACCGGUGAUACCGGUGUUGGAAAGUCGGUGCUUGCCCGCGAGAUACUUAACCGGCUGAUGCAACGUGAUGUGAUACCGAUCUUUGUUAAUUUUUCCGCACAAAGCGAAAGUGCACGCACGCAAGAGAUUAUAGAAUCACGGCUAGAACGACGCAAAAAGACCCUUCUGGGGGCACCGAUCAAUAAAAAGAUCGUAGUUUUUAUCGACGACGUCAACAUGCCGAAGCUGGAUCGAUAUGGAAGUCAACCACCGAUCGAGUUGCUGCGCCAGUUUGCCGACUUCCGAGGGUUGUACGAUCGCGAAAAAAUGUACUGGAAGGAUAUUGUUGACGUAACACUUGGUGCUGCCUGUGCACCACCGGGUGGUGGCCGUAACGUACUGACGGCAAGAUUCAUUCGCCAUUUUGCACUGUUCUCGUUUCCCUCGCCAAACAGUGACACACUGAAGACCAUCUUUAAAGCCAUUUUGGCCGGUUUCUUGAAUGAAUUCAACAUGGCCAUACGUCCACUGGCUGACCCUAUCGUCGAGACAGCUGUGGCAGUUUAUGAGCGUAUAUCAGCAGAAUUGCUACCAACGCCUAAGAAGUCGCACUACGUGUUUAAUCUGCGAGAUCUGUCCAAAUGUGUGCAGGGAGUGCUGCAGGCCGACUCGUCGAGCUACAUUAAUCCGAUUCAGCUGAUGCGACUGUUCUAUCACGAAUCAUUGCGCAUAUUUUACGACCGGCUGAUUAAUGAGGAGGACAAACUUUACUUUAAACAGUUGCUGCAGGACUGCUGUGAAAAGUUUUUUGAAACGACCGUUGUACAGCCGGAGGAAACCAUCAUGUUUGGCGACUUUAUGGUGUUUGGACAGGCGGCUGAAGAUCGCGUGUACGAAGAGAUCAAGGAAAUGAAGAAGCUUAAAUCGAUCUUGGUGGAUUAUUUGGAAGAUUAUAACGGCACAGUUGGUACGGAGAUGAAUCUGGUGUUUUUUGCCGAUGCGGUUGAACAUAUUGUUCGGCUGGCACGAUUGCUACGUUCAGAAAGAGGUAACGGGCUGCUUGUCGGAGUGUCCGGCAUGGGCAAGCAAAGCCUGGCGAAGUUAGCAUCGCACAUCAACGGAUAUCAAUGUCAUCAGAUUGCUCUGCGUCGAGGUUACGAUCACAGCUGCUUCCAUGAGGAUCUGCGUCGUAUUUAUUGGAUUGCCGGGGUGCUCAACAAGCCAACUGUGUUUCUUAUUACCGAUACGCAAAUCGUUCAUGAAGCAUUCAUGGAAGACAUCAACAAUAUUCUGAAUUCAGGUGAAGUGCCCAACCUGUUCGAGGGUGACGAAUAUGAGAAAAUAAUUCUGAACUCCAGACAACCGUGCAUUGAGAGCGGAUAUCCGAAUCAAACGCGCGAUGGCAUAUUUGAGUUCUUCAUCAAGCGAGUGAGAGCUAAUCUGCACGUGAUUAUGUGUAUGAGCCCGGUGGGCGAUACGUUCCGCGGUCGAUGUCGUAUGUUUCCUUCGCUUGUGAACUGCUGUACGAUCGAUUGGUUCGUGAAGUGGCCGGCCGAGGCGUUACGCAGUGUGGCGAUCGGUUCGUUGAAAGAUGUCUCCGAUAACGAGGUACAGUGCAAACAUUUGGCCCAAAUCUGCGUCAUGAUACACGAAAGCGUGGAAAGCAUUUCGGAACGAUUCUAUCGCGAAAUGCGCCGCCAUUAUUACACCACUCCAAGCAGCUACCUGCAGCUGUUGAACCAGUACCGUGUACUGGUCCAGAAGCGCAUCGAUUCGAUCGUACAGAAGAAGGAUCGCAUCGCAAAUGGGUUGAGCAAGAUUCUCGAGACGAACCAGGUGGUGGCAGAGAUGGGUGAAGAGUUGAAAAAGUUUGUCCCGAUACUGGAGGAAAAGUCGAAAAACAUGAAAGAGUUGCUAGCGAAACUGGACAAGGACAAUGCGAUGGCCGAAAGUGUGAAGAAGAGUGUGGCGAAGGAUGAGGCUGAGGCUAAAAUUAAAGCAACCGAAACGCAGGAAAUAGCUGAUGAGGCGGCGAAGGAUUUGGAGAUUGUAAUGCCAACGCUGCAGGCGGCGCAGGAUGCACUCAAAUCGCUCAACAAGAAUGACAUCAACGAGCUGCGCGUGUUCCAGAAGCCACCGAAGUUGGUACAGUUUGUCAUGGAGGCCGUUUGCAUUUUACUCGGAGCAAAACCCGACUGGAACACAGCUAAAGUGGUGAUGUCAGAUGUUAACUUUUUGAAAAAAUUGGAGGACUACGAUAAGGAACACAUAUCUGAAGCUAUCAUCAAGAAAAUUAAAACAUACGUUGAACACAAGGAUUUCCUACCAGCGACUAUUGAAAAAGUGUCGAAAGUAGCCAAAUCGAUGUGCCUGUGGGUAAUUGCUAUCGAAAAGUAUGCCAAAAUCUACAAAGUAGUAGAACCAAAAAUCAAACGUCAAAAGGCAGCUGAACAGGAGCUUGGCGAGGUAAUGCAACUGCUCAAGUCGAAGCAGAGCGAGCUGGCGGAAAUUGAAGCCAAAAUUACAAUGCUCAUGGCAAACUUGGAAGAGAAGAAGCGCGAAAUGAAGCUGUUGCAGGAUCACAAUGAUCUGACAAGCGCGCGUUUAAAUCGUGCCGGUCGGCUAACGUCCGCCCUGGCCGACGAGGAAGUACGUUGGCGGGAAACGGUAAAGCAACUGACGGCGGAACACUUUGCCGUACCGGGGGAUGUACUGGUGGCGUCCGCAUACGUUGCCUAUCUGGGUGCCUUUCCAAUCGACUAUCGCCGUACACUGUCCGAAAUUUGGGUAUCCGAGUGUAAGCGUUUGAACAUCCCGAGCAGUCCCACAUUUAAUCUUGUGCAAAUUCUCGGCGAUUCGUAUCAGAUACGCCAGUGGAACAUGUACGGGCUGCCGCGAGAUGAAAUAUCUGUCGAGAAUGGUAUUAUCGCGACGGAAGGUGGUCGCUGGCCGCUGAUGAUUGAUCCGCAAGAGCAAGCUAACCGCUGGAUACGCAAUAUGGAGUCACGAAAUGAGCUGCGCAUAAUCAAGCUGACCGAUGGAAAUAUGAUGAGAAUAUUGGAAAUUUGCAUUCGGCAAGGUUUUCCUAUGUUGAUCGAAGAUGUUCAGGAAACCUUGGAUCCGGUUCUGGGAACGGUUCUGAUGAAACAAAUAUUUCUACAAAAUGGACGACUCAUGAUCAAAUUGGGCGACGUCGAUGUGGAUUAUGAUUGUAACUUCCGGCUUUACAUGACUACGAAGCUCCCGAAUCCACACUUUCUACCCGAGAUUUGCAUUCAAGUUAGUUUGGUGAAUUUCCUUGUCUCGAGAAGCGGUCUGGAAGAUCAACUGUUGGCAGAGAUCAUCAAGAUCGAGUUACCGGAAAUGGAGAGGCAGCGUAACGAUCUCAUCACCACCAUCAAUGCAGACAAGCAGCAAUUGCUGCUGCUUGAAGACAAAAUCCUCAAAGUGCUGUACAGUUCCCAAGGCAAUAUUCUCGAUGAUGAGGAGCUGGUAGAAUCGUUGAACGAAUCAAAAGAAAUGUCUACCAUCAUUGCCGAUCGACUCAUCGAAACGGAGCGCACGGAACUGAAUAUUGCAGCCACGCGCGAAAAGUAUCGCGUGUUGGCGGCGCGUGGCGCAAUUCUUUACUUUGUCGUGGCCUCACUGUCCGAAAUUGAUCCGAUGUAUCAGUUCAGUUUGCGCUACUUUACCCAAGUGUACUGUUCUGUGGUAGAGCAGCCACAUGCACGGAUGGACCUACCGGAACGGCUCGCAACACUGCUUGAGGCGAUUACCUUCACCGUGUUUGCAAACAUUUGUCGGGGACUGUUUGAGAAACAUAAGCUCAUCUGUGGAUUUCUGGUUGCAUUUGCCAUCUGCCGGGAGGCGCAACAGUUUUCCGAUGAAGAGUUUAGCUUUAUCGUUCGCGGACCAUCGCAGCGUAAGUUUUCCCUCGAAGGAAAGCCACCGUUUCUGACCGAUAACCAGUGGAUUGCUUGCUGCUUUCUGGAGGUGUACGAUUCCAUUAAAUUUGCUGAUCUCACCAAACAUCUGCACCGGUCGUUGAUUAUCCGUAUCGAGGAUUUCCAGGAGGAUCUUUGUCUUGCACCCAUUCCCGAAUCGGUAGAGAUUGAUUGGAACGCACGGCUAUCGGUAUCGGAGAAGCUUAUGCUUGUGGCGGCGCUUAAGGACGAAUUUCUGGUGAUCGCCGUUACGGAGUUUAUUCGCCAUUCGCUGGGGAAGCGCUACACAGAGCCACCGAAAAAUACCAGCCUGGCGUCACUGUACGCGGACAUAUCGCCAACCAUUCCGCUUGUUUUUGUACUGUCAGCAGGAUCAGAUCCCAUGACUGCAUUGAUUAAAUUUGCUCAAGAACGUGACUGCGUUGAGCGACUGCACUCAAUUUCGCUCGGUCAGGGUCAGGGUCCAGCGGCAGAAGCUUUAAUCGACGCUGGAAUUCGAGGCGGACAUUGGGUGUUUUUACAAAACUGUCACCUUGCAACGUCCUGGAUGGAAGCGAUGGAGAAAAUCGUGAACCGGAUCGCGAUGGGAUUGCAAACAGUUGAGGCCAACUUCCGAUUGUUCCUAUCGUCCAUGCCUGUGCGAACAUUUCCGAUCAGUGUGCUACAGAAUUCGGUUAAAGUAACAAACGAACCACCGAAGGGAUUACGUUCAAAUCUCGUCCGUUCACUGACCGAGUUGGACCGCAGCUGGUUCGAGUUUCACGUGCUCGGAUCACAAUGGCGUGCGCUCGUUUUUGGGCUCUGCAUGUUCCACGGCGUUAUACUGGAACGGCGCAAGUUUGGUCCGCUUGGAUGGAACAUAACGUACGAGUUUAGUGAAAGUGAUCGCGAAUGUGCCCUCCGAACGCUGGAUAUCUAUUGCGAUCGGGAGCAAAAGGCACAGAUACCGUGGGAUGCGCUCGAAUACAUUAACGGAGAGAUAACGUAUGGCGGGCGCGUAACGGACGUAUGGGACCAACGGUGCUUGCGGGCCGUACUGAAACGCUUUUCCUCCCCACUGAUUCUGACCGACGGGUAUAGCUACAGUGGAAGUGGAUUAUACCACUGUCCUACCGGUGAUGAAGCACGAAAAAUUGAUGGAUUUUUGGAGUACGCUGGACAGCUUUCUAUACACGAUCCGCCGGACAUAUUUGGCAUGCACGAGAAUGCGAACAUAAUUUUCAAUCGGAACGAAACAUACUUCUUCCUCAACACAUUGCUCGAAAGUCAAUCUGGUGGGGACAGUAUGGGCGAGGAAGCUGUAGCCGCCAUGGAUAAGAUGUGUUUGGAGAAAAUUGAAUCGAUUCGUAAGGUGUUGGCCUCAAGCAUCGGUUACGACGAGCUGCAUCCAAGUUUGUUGCAACGUGACGCAAAAAAUCGCAUCCCUUCGUUGACGACCGUGCUGCUGCAAGAGGUGGACCGGUUCAAUCGGCUCUUGUCCGUACUUCACGGUAGCUUGCGCGAUCUGGAAAAAGCCAUACAGGGGUUUGUGGUGAUGUCGGAGAGCUUGGAAACGAUUUAUCGGGCAUUUGGCAACAAUCAGGUACCGCAAGCCUGGCAUUCGAAGGGAUACCUUUCGACAAAGACGCUAGCCAGCUGGGUGACGGAUUUGCAGCAUCGGAUCGAGUACGUUCGGAACUGGUGUAUGGAGGGGUUACCUAUCUCUUCUUGGGUUUGUGGUCUGUUUUUCCCACAAUCUUUUCUCACCGGAACGCUACAGACGUACGCUCGCAAGCAUAACAUUCCUAUCGACACGUUGCGCUUUGAUUUCGAAAUAAUGAGCGUUACGUUACAUCAGGCUGCGAUUUACGAGGAACGUUCGAAAAAGGAAGUGAAUCAAUUGUUUCAAAAUCUGAACUCUCCCAGUGACGGUAUUUUCAUUCACGGACUGUUCAUUGAGGCCGGUCGCUGGGACCCGGCAGAGGGAGGUCUCUGUGAUGCUAGGCAUCGGGAGUUAAUUGCACAUUUGCCCGUCGUGUGGCUUAAACCUUGCACGGAUCUUGCGGUGGGUCAACGCUACGAAGCCCCAUUGUACAAAACGAGCGUACGGGCGGGUGUACUGUCAACGACUGGCCAGUCAACUAAUUUCGUACUAUCUGUGUUGCUCGAUUCGGAGCUGCCGCCCGAUUACUGGAUUUUACGGGGAACUGCUCUCGUCACAUUAAUAACGGAUUAA
Messenger RNA from Anopheles maculipalpis, 11844 nucleotides. RefSeq names its product dynein axonemal heavy chain 6 (gene Dhc16F). Gene Ontology annotation, molecular function: ATP hydrolysis activity; dynein light intermediate chain binding; minus-end-directed microtubule motor activity. Gene Ontology annotation, cellular component: dynein complex. The coding region runs from base 1 to 11844 and encodes 3947 amino acids. Gene Ontology annotation, biological process: microtubule-based movement. The record is from RefSeq and is a predicted model, not a curated record. The transcript has 14 exons. Lineage: Eukaryota; Metazoa; Arthropoda; Insecta; Diptera; Culicidae.